Molecule: messenger RNA, 1811 nt
Organism: Vigna unguiculata (cowpea)
Lineage: Eukaryota; Viridiplantae; Streptophyta; Magnoliopsida; Fabales; Fabaceae
Product: Ras guanine nucleotide exchange factor K
Source: RefSeq, a predicted model, not a curated record
CCCAACAACAUCAGAGUAGAAAUAAACACAAUCAUUGCAUUCUUGCUUCUUACAACUCCACAAUAUUUCUUCACUAAAAAAGACUGUCUCUGUUCUUAACAUUCUCAAUAAACGAUGAAUCCCUCCAAACCCAACAACACAAGCAUUGACAUUGAACCCUCAAACAGAAGAGUGUCUUUUGCUGAAAACAACCCAAAUGAAGAACAGCAACCCCACCAGCUCCAACCCAUAAACAGCAGUGUUCCCUUGCUCCUACAGCCAUCAUAUGCGAGAUCAAAGUCCAUGAUCUUCGAUGAACUGCGAAACUUUCGCAUCAGCCUCAAGUGGUGUGCCCUUGACCACUCUUCAUGCAUUGGAAAACUCAUAUCCUACGUGACUUUCAUCUUCUUCACCAUCCUUGUUCCUCUUCUCACGUCUAUCUUCGUUGAAAUCCCUACUUCCGCACCAGAAGAUGACCCCUUCUCUUUCAACAAGCUUGUUCAACUACCAGAAUCUGGCCUCGCCAUUAUUUCCUUCUUUACAAUCUCCAGUUUCUUCAGAAGGUAUGGGCUUAGACAGCUUCUGUUCCUAGACGCUUUGCAAGAAGACACAAACUAUGUUCGACGCGGGUACACACGAGAGCUUGAGAAGGCAUUCAGAUACUUGACAUACAUAAUCCUACCCUCGUUCUUGGUGGAGCUUGUCCACAAGAUUAUAUUCUUUUCAGCAGUGAAGAUCUCAGGAGCAGACUCAAGACCCGGGUUUCCUCUGAACUCAAUCGUGUUUGUGUUGGUGUUGGUGUGUUGGGUUUACAGAACAGGGGUGUUCCUGUUGGUGUGUGUGCUGUUCAGACUCACAUGUGAGCUUCAGAAGCUUAGGUUUGAAGGGGUACACAAACUGUUUGAAGGGUGUGGGUCAGAGGCAGGGGUGAUAUUCAAAGAGCAUGUGAGGAUCAGGAGACAGUUGUGGGUCACGAGUCAUAGGUAUAGAUUCUUCAUAAUUGGAUGUGUCGUUACCAUCACUGUUAGUCAGCUCGGUGCUCUGCUCCUCGUUUUGGCUUCCAACUCUGAUAAGACCUUCUUCAAUUCUGGUGACCUUCUGAUUUGUUCGGCAGUGCAACUGAGUGGCUUCUUCUUAUGCAUUUUGGGAGCAGCCAGAAUCACGCACAGAGCACAGGGAAUAGUCGCAAUUGCCACAAGAUGGCACAUGCUCGUCACCACUGCAUCUGCUGAAUCAGAGCAUUGCAAAUCUCAGGUGUCUGAGGGCCUCGCUAGUGACACUGAUUCUGAUGAUUCCUCCAACAUACACGUAUCAGUCAUCCCGCCACAACUUUCAUCUUUCCAAACCCGACAAACUUUAAUAACAUAUUUACAGCACAAUCACGGGGGAAUAACGGUGUAUGGGUAUUCACUUGAUCGAGGAUUGCUUCAUACUCUAUUUGCCUUCGAGUUUUCCCUAGUGCUAUGGAUUCUGAGUAAGGUGGUUGUGUUGGCCAAGUAACCAAGUAACCAAGUAUUCAAGUCUAAAAGAAGCCUUUGCAUGGACCAACGAACAUUAUAAGGAUAUCUCUUCUAGUUGGCUCCAUUUUUUUUGUAAUUAUUAAUUUUCAAAUUACUUCAAUUGCACUAUAGUAGCUGUUAUUACAAAUAUCGGGUGAACACAACAAUACUAUCUUAUCUCCAACGUCUCUCAUGUAGUCUAGUAGCAUCCUUAUUAGCUUUUGUUCGUCAAACAAUGGUCGUUUUUGUCUUUGAUGUUCGAGUAGUGGUUACCUUUUUGUGUACUCAAUCGAUGGGGAGAUAUAUGUAUGGCAAAUUAAAAUGGUCACAUUU